This is a messenger RNA of Seriola dumerili (greater amberjack), 1790 nucleotides long. RefSeq lists its product as uncharacterized. The coding region runs from base 74 to 1318 and encodes 414 amino acids. NCBI's taxonomy places the organism in Eukaryota, Metazoa, Chordata, Actinopteri, Carangiformes, Carangidae. The transcript has 6 exons. The record is from RefSeq and is a predicted model, not a curated record.
UUGUUUCAACUGGUGUCUUCACGUUCCUGUUGCAGUUCAGUAGCUCAGGAGUGAGGGACAGAAACCUUUGGAGAUGAAUCUUUACAGGAGCUUUGGAAACCUUAUGGAGGCUUGGAUGACCGAAGGAAGCUUGUAUUCUGACUCACAAUCACUUGGAAAUAAUGAUGAAGACUCUCCUACACCUUCCUAUGAUAUGGACACAAACCUGCGCUCAGAAUCGGUGGACUCUGGAGUGGAGACAGCCAGCUCUGACACAUCUUUCCUUGCCACAUCCUGCUCUGUUUCAGCAGAUAAUGCAGAAAUAGAUGCAUUUAUUCCAGAAAGAGAAGGCCAUGGACUCACUCCAGCCUCAACAUCACAGUCUCCUCUCCUCUCCUCUCCUGUGCCUUCCUCUUCUUCCUCUUCGUCCCCGUACCUCUGUCCCAGCAGACGUCCUGGGGGCUCCCUGCACCUAAAAGUGGAGCAAGCACUACAGAGGACUGAUUCUAAACAUCAAAGGGGCAACCCAGAGCCCCUUACAGUGGAGGACGUGCUCAGGCGACAGCCUCAAGCAUCUUUUCUGCCCAAACGGCACACAUCGGAUUUAGUGAGAGGUCAAAGGUCAGAGAGUUUCAGUCUAAGGAGAACAGCCAACCCAUCAGCGCCCAUCAGGCAGAUGUCAGAAUUGUGCAGACGGCCGAUGUCUAUGAGUUGUGAUAAGCAGAGAUCAGAGGUUCCUGGUGAGGAGGACAGGACAGGACUGAGCCCCGGGCUGAGCUACCUGGAGCAGGUGUGCCAAAUGUUGGAGGAAAUUGCCAGACAACAGAUGCACAACCGAGCGUUACAGACGGAGGCGGAUGCCCUGCGGGAACAUCAAGACACGCAGGCUGUCGACACCUGUCAGACUGCCUCUAAAGCUGCUGAGGAAGACCUCUCCUCUUGUCAAAGGCCCGAGAAUAUAGAAAAUGCAGAACACUGUUCAAGUGAACAACAGCGGCAGAAACAUGACACUUCUAGACAUUUUCGGCGGAGAUCGGCUUCUGACACAAAUAUUGCAACACUGCAUUUAAGAAAGAUGAAAGCAGACUGCAGAGGGCAGCGUCUGAGUACAGAUGACCUUGUGGAGAAGCCGGAGGAAGAGCAAGAAAAGGAGGAGUCUACAAAGGAGGAGAGGAAAAGACCUAACAAGAACUGGAAGUUAAAAAUAGGCUCUUUGAGAAGAGAGGCGUCUCCCCUGAGAGAUACAAAGGGCCAACAGAUGCAGUCAUCUGAGAAAAGCUCGACCCGACGACGGCUGAGCCAGCUGUUCAGGAGGAGAAGGAAGACUCUGCCUGUAUGAAUGGAACACAGUGUCAUGAUGUUUGGACCUUUUUUUUGGACUUUCCUUUAAAUGUUUGAGCACUAUCACUGCUUUCAAACUGACUUCCUAUUCAGUGCAUGUGCUGUAGCAAUCUGUCAUGUUUAUUUAUUGCCCGCUAUAUACUUGCCUUCAUUAUUUAUACUGAUAAAUGGUGUCAUUUUCUGUAAAACUGCGACGUGGAACAGAGUAAAUGUGUGGUUUGUUUCUCUGUCAUGCCAUUCAUAAUUCAAAGCAGUGCAAAGCUUCAUAAGAAAAACAUCAAAGUUGUAUUUUUUCCACCUGUCAAAGCUGCAGAUUGGUAAAGAAUAUUAGUAUGCACUCUACAGUACACUACACUAUAAAUGUCAAAUAAAAUACAUACAAGUCUCGCCUAUUUUGUGACCGACAAUAAGAAGUUGUGAGGCUGUUUCAGAAUUAUAUAAUAUAAAUAAUAAAGGUAUGGUCUUCAUGA